This is a messenger RNA of Porites lobata, 8627 nucleotides long. NCBI's taxonomy places the organism in Eukaryota, Metazoa, Cnidaria, Anthozoa, Scleractinia, Poritidae. The record is from the annotation of a GenBank genome assembly.
AGUAGAAUGGGAAAAUAACAAAACCCUUGGGACAAAAACACUGGCAUUAGAAGUUAUCACGCAUCGCUGUUAUAUUUUACACUGAAUUCAAAUUUCAUGCAGUGCGUUUUGGAAGCCAUAAGGGUUGUUUGGAGCUCGGUUCUUGCUGCAAAUCUAAUGACCUAAAACGAUAUUGAACAUGUCAGAAGCGAGUAAAUCGACUACGGUAUCGAUUAAGAAAGACUGGUGGAUUCAGUUCCAAAAUGCGUCUCGGCUUUUUGAUUUGGAACGGCAGAGACGCGCGAACCGUUGUGCGGAGGAAGGUCAGUGUAUAUGAGCAGAGCAUGUUUAUUUUUCUUUCAUCUAAUGUAUAGCUUUCAGAUUUUGACUUACAACGACAGGAAACCAUGCUAAUGUUUCUUAGUCGUUAUCUUAUGUUUCGUGAAUUCGUUAGAUAGGGCUGUACUACUAUUUUCAAAUAAAACCAAUUGUAUAGUUGAGAACUAUAUUGCGCAUAUUUAGAUUCAAUUUUCUAAUCAUGUACGUUAUAUCGUUCGCUCUGUAGUCAUAAGCUAUAUAUUUCACUGUUUGUCUUCAUCUAUGACCUUUAUUCCAAAAAUAUACCAUAUGAACCACGCGUUAUACCGCACUAGGUCUUGAACAAAUGUAAUACCAUUUAAACUUGUGUUUUGCAGAGGAGAUGUUUCGCGAGAUGGAUAAACUUAACACCAGUAUCUCAGCUUUGUGGUUCAGAUCAGCUGUCCUUGUUUCAUACCUAUCAACAGUGACCACUUUGGCCUUAGGAGGCGUAUACUUCGGUGCGUAAUUUUUUUUUUAUCAUAACUAUUUCUUUAGUUUUUUUUUUUUAAUUCUGGUACAUUCUUGCAUGCAUGUAGUUGACCGUUUUACUAAGCCAAAGUGCAAAGCAACAACCUGCGUCUGUAUAUAUCGUAGGAGAAAGGUUUCCUCAUUUAUUUUAUCAUCUACGAUUUAUGUUGUGAUCCAUGCAUCGAAGAAAAAUAAAAAUUGAAAAUUUGACAAAAUGUAACAUGUUAUUCAAAAUGGUGUUUUUCGUUUUCUUUCAACUGAAAAAAUAUGUGGGUUCUUAGUUUUUCUAACUUAGUGUUCUUAAACUAUUUUCCUUACAAUGGGUCUACUUCAUAAAUUAUUAACGUCACUAAAAAAAAUCACAUUUGCCAGCAGGCAGCUGCCAGUAGAUAUAUCAACUUAGGCUUCAAAGUCAAAACCCAUUAGUGUAAUGAGUUGGAAAAAUUAAAAUCAAAUAUAAAGGAAAUUUUCAUUGAUUAACAAAUUAAAGAUAUGGGAAAAGUUUUCAGAUAUUUCAGUGUUCAAUAAUUAGGACAACAGGGACCUUAAGCAACGACCACGACGACGACAACAGCAACGUCAAAAAACAAUUGUUUUUAUGUGCAAAACAACUGCUCUUUUGCUCACGCUUUUUAGUACAUUUCUUUGACGUCCGCUGCACGACUACGACGUGAAGCCUCCCAAUGCGACGUUUCAUGGAGGACGUGGACAUAUGAAGACAAAUUUUCCUUUCUCUAUUUGAGCAUUGAUAAAGUCCUUAACAUUUCAACUCCAGGAAAAGUCGCCUACAUUUGUCGAAUUGAGCGGUUCCAAAUAGACGCGUUAAAGAUUGAAAGGACGCAAACUCAUUUUUUAGUGAUGUUUUCACUGCCGUCGUCGUCGUCGUCGAUGCUUAAGGUCCCUAUUUGCACGAUGACGUCAUACUACGACCAGCAGAAUUUUUCAGUUUGUUGUUUUUUUGUGCAGUCUGGGGCAAUUUUUCUAAACCUCAGCCAAGGUUGAAAAGAUCUGUUUACCGUACUAGCGCCUAGAACGAAAACAAAGACGACCGGAAUUGAGUUGACUCACACAUGCAUUAUUCCGCCUGCUUCGGCACUUGUCUUCGUCGUGCAAGAAAAAUGUCGUUCUCGCUAGAACGUAAUACGAAAGCAAAACGAAAUGAACUCGGGUAGUUGCACUGUGUAGCCAAAUGUCGUCUGCGUGAAAACACAGGCGUCCCGAACUCAAGUCCAUCCUCGGAGACUCAGGGACAGCCAGGCGGGUCGGGAGAAAGGGCGCGACGAAGGUUUUCAAGUACGGGCGAAAGAGCCCCUGGGUACCGACUCUCACCGAGCUAUUUCCAAAAAUUCAAGCGGAUGCCGGCUCCUGAUUGGGUACAAAAAAUGCUUUGUAUUUUUGUGCCCAAUCGGCGAACAGUUUCUCCUAAGUUCUUUUCCUGAGUUCGUACACGACGGCUAUUGUCUCGAUCACGGCUUGUCUGGCUCGUGCACCAAAGAAAUGCAAGCAGUCAGGAAACUUUCAGUUUGAUAUAAAAUCCCCAUAAAAUACCGCGAGAGCGAAAAACUGGGAUACUGAAGAAGGUGUAUGACUGUAUUAAGGCACUGACAAAAAGAUAUCAUUGAAUACAAACACCAUAGGGUUUUUUCCACAAACUUGAGAGUUAUACUUGGAAUCUGAGUUCAUGUUUAAUUCCAUCUUCUCAUUUUGGAUGAUGGUGAGACAGGCUAGGCUUAAAGGUUAUUCUUGAGCAAUUAUAAAAAAGAACAGACUUGAAGCUCCGUAAAAAGUUGUCAUCUUGCUGUUUACAGUUUAUUGAUAUGUUUAUUAUAAUACAAGUAAAAGAAAGGAUCAAGGUCCGGUUCAAACGUCGCAUUUUACAUGUACCGAAUCUAUUAGCAUUAAAUGCGGUAUAGGUGAAACGCGACGUUUGAACCAGGUCUGUAUUCUGUAUUCUAUUUUCUCCAGUUUAUAGUACAUUAUUACAUCAAUUAAUAGUAAUUUUAUAAAUUGAAUAUGUUCCUAAAUUGGAGAGGGACACACCUGGAAUAAUUAAUGUUGUGCCCCGCAGUUGUUAUUACGAUAACGGAAAAAAUAAAUACGUAGUUCCAUCACUUAAAGGAAGAAGAUUACCUAGAAUAAAAUUAAUGUAGUAUAAAUAAAAUUUGAAAGAAAGCAGAAUAGAUAUAAUUAAGUACAAUUUAUAAAAUUAUAUGAGCAUUACUACUGAGCAGCAUAAAAACGUUUCAGUGUUCUUUUGACCGGGUCUAAUUAUAUAAAGCAAACUUUUUUUCUAAUUUCGAAUACGUACAUUGUAAAUGUCGUAAAAAAAAUAAACUGAGAAAAGACAGACAAGAAAAAUGAAGCUGAAGACAUUAUUCGAGGCGUUUCGAACACUGUUAUCAAGAAUGAAAACCGUAAUUAAGUGUCUUGAUAAUGAUGUUCGAAACGUCGAAUAACUUUCCUCAGUUUAAUUUUACAUUUUAAAGGCUUAAAAGACUAAGCAUCCGAUCUCUUAAAAGACAGAAUGGUUUUUUUGAGUAUUGAAACUAUUCUUUUCCCUUAAUUUAGUACUGUCGACCGUAAAUGGAGUUCCAUCAGCGUGCAGACUUGCGGUAAGAUCAGUUUUUGUCUCAAGAAUGCUUCUAUGUUCAAGUAGCUUGCUUAAUAGUAUAUUCAAAGGCGAACCCGGCGGUAAAAGCUUUUAAUUUUGUAGCGCUGGUACAGCAGACAUAUCUAUAAUGGUUGACGUCAUCUGCGUUUUUAAUGGGAACAAAAAUAGGUUAUACGUGAAACUUUAAAAUUGCCCCUGGGAACAGUUUUGAUUAACGUAAUGGGUUCUUUUAAGGUACUUUAUCACAGCUUGCUUUUCGUAGUUUUUCCUUUUUAUUUUGCGGUUUGGCGAAGACUUGAUUUAUGCUUACAAGCUCUUCAGUUUCGUCAAGUUUUAAAAAGAGCAGGGUCUGAUCGAGCGUAUUUUGAACUUUAUCUCUUUAUGCUUUAAAAUUCAAAUUUAUGGUAAAUUUGUAAACAUUUCUUGUGCUUGAGUCAAUGUAUGUCAUUAUAAAACAAUUUGAUUCUCUCUCUCUUUUUUGUUUGUUUGUGCUGUAUCGACCUCUUUCCCCUAGUCAAGGCUCAAAAUAACGGACAGCAGGUCGCCGGUCAUGAUGACCGGCCAAAUAUUUUUUAGCCCGGACAAACCCCGAUUUUGGCCGGUCAAAUUAGUGAAUAUUAAGAUUAUUUUUUUGCCCAUGGAAUAUCGAAUUACGCUGGCAGUAGAUCGCUGUACGGCAUUGUCGUUCAGGUUUUUGCCGGCAAGUUGGUGAAAAAUUCAUUCACACGUUGUUGAGUUCCUUUCCGCGAUUUUCGCCCGUUUUAUGUCCGUUUAUAUAUACCUUCAGUAUCAUCGUACGGCGAUGUCAGAAGUCUCCAAGGUUCGUGCUAUAUCUGCAUAUCGGUGAAACUUGAUCCUUUUCGUUGCCCGGCACGUGAUCGAAAGUCUCCUCUACAAAGAAGAAUUUCGUCGCUAAAUAUUUGCGGCAAAGAAGUUGAUUUGGCGAGAAAUUUGUUCCACAAACAGCGUAUUCGUCAUCAGAAGUCAAUAAAUAUACAGCAGAGCUUUCGUUUGGGUCGUCGCGCAACACUUAAUCGCGAACGGCUUAUCAAGAAGGAGGAUUUUAAGCGCCGAGAUAGGCGACGUUCGUUCUCUAUUAGCUUAGUUUUUAUCAGACAAUUCUGGAAUCGAGUCUGCAAACGAGAUCAUGUUGGACAUAAAGAAAUUAUUAUAAUUAAUCGAUGCGCUGAAAUUUAUUCCCAGAGAAACAGUACAGGACGAGCGAUCGAUUGGUCCGAAUUCCGUCGAAGGUGAUUUUCAUAAUCCUCUUACAAGUAGAUGUGAAACGUUUCAUGGACAAAAACUCUCACUCAUCCUUUAGUUUUCUAAAAAAUAACGGAUUAUUGUUAGCGUAUGUUUUCCCAAAGAAGGUCACAUUACUGAUCAUAGCAAAGCAGAACGUUUUUCUUUAAAGGGUUUAGUGCAAAGCAGCAAAAAAAGACAAAGAAAGCAGCGAAUUACAGCGUUAUAGAGCAAAACGCAUUAAGCGACAAGCAUCCAAAAAUGACCGGUCAAAAUGACCGGUCAGACGAGAGUUUGACCGGUCAAGCCCACGAUCAGACCGGACAUUGUCCGUUGACCGGCCGUUAUUUUGAGCCCUGCUAGUCCAUUUCCACUCUUGUCGAUUCGCUCGUUUGAUUUCUUAUUUCCUUUCAGAUCUGCUAAUCUGUCUUUUCUUUUAAGAGGAGGUAGCGUGGCCCAGUGGUUAGAGCGCUGGAUUUGCAAUUCGGGUGCCCCGAGUUUAAGUCCCGGAUUUGUCGUCGGUAGUCCCUAGUUCGAAUCCUCGGCCGCGCGUGUAAAAUAGCCCGCUGCUUUGCCUCCUACCGUUCGGAUUCUUAACCCUGCUCGGCCCUACUAGCAUUAGUGCUAUAAAUAAUGCCGAGGGUAAAGAACAAAAUUCUUUAUUUGUAUAUUUAUAUUUUAUUUAUAGCAUGUAUUUAUUCCCUUUUGUAUUUGUUACAGCUCACAGCUAUUUUAGACGCGUGCUCCUCAGCGGUGGUAGUCUGGCGCUUCAGGGGCAGAGAAGGCAUUACAUACUCUUAUGAAAGGGAGAGGAAGUAAGCUUCAUUCCUCUAAUGUUUUUUUUAACCAUUUUCAGACCGGUCUUUUUCGUUUUGUUCUCGUUUUUGGGUGGCACUAUGUCAACGCCCGUGUUUGUAUGUUCGUAGGUCCAUUGCUAUUAGGGUCUUUACGAAACUACGAUGGCGACGGCAACGGGAACUUCAAAAAAUAAAUAGGUUUAAUCAGCAAAACAACAACUCUGCACGUGCAUCAUGCUUUUUUGUCAAUUUCUUUGCCGUUCUUGCACGACUAUGACAGUGACAUGGUCAAAUUUUAAGUUUACCUGAGAACGGCAAGGCGAUAAAUUCUAUCAUCUCUGUUUGAACUCGGGCGCGGGUCCCCUCUCUUCAGUUCCAGAAAUUCCUUUCUUUUCUUUUUAAUAUGGCGGUUUGGGAUAAUUUCUUAACAGUUUCAAAGGAUAAGAAGCCUAUUUUUCUGCGACGUUUUCAUGGACGUCGCCGUUGUCGGGUCGUAAGGUCCCUAUUGUUCUCGUAGCGCACGGCGAUAAAGCGUAACCUUCGGAGUAAAGAUACCGGGUUCGAUGCCUGCUAUCGCCCUUUUUCUUUUUCGACGAAUUUUAAUAGACUCUCUUUUUACGGCUUGAUUGACACAAUGACGUAAAGUGAGGUCAUUAUUAGUAACAUUAUUGGCAGUUCCACGAUGACUUUAAAGUGUUCCCAGAUAACCAGGAAGUCGCUAGGCCUGGUCAGGAGCCGAUUACUUAAGUAAUCGGCUCCUGGCCUGGUGGUCAUAGCUUAAACGGUUAUUUAACUGUUAAGCGAUGGGGGGCCUCAAAAGCCUCCCCCGGCCUUCUGAACAGGGUUAAGCUUCAAAGUCCUAAAAUAAAAGCGUUUUAAUCACCAUUUUUAUGUUUGUGUUGCAGAGCUUGUAUCGCAAUCGGCCUUUGUUUUGUCCUCUCUGGCCUUAUUGUUCUGUCCAUAGCAGUCUAUAUGCUGAGCAUAGACCAUGAGCCAAUUCGGGUAGGAGAAACUUAGCCAGCGUAGCAGGCGCUAGGAAAUAAUGAGAGCAAGAGUUGCGCCCAUUAUUUUCUAGCAAGGAUAGAAAGAUAGAAGUCUUUGUUAAGACGUCAGUCACAACAUACGUGUGGUUUUACAAUCAAUAACGAACUAAGCUAAGAUAAAAAACCUUUCGUAUGUAUUACGAAAUUAAAAAUAAGUUGAAAGAUAUUAAGAAAUAAAUUUUAAAAGACAUCUAUUGACAAAAGCUCGUUUCAAUCGUUCCGUUAUUACUGACUCCGUAGGGAGUAUGAAGUCAUGACCCCUUUCUCUAAGAACCCUAUUACGUUUGGGUGGAAACAAGUCAUACAAUACAUGACCAGUGUCACGUGUGAUUCUGCUGAAAAGAUCACUGUCGAUAAAAUAAUCUUAGUUCAGAAAUCAAAAUGAUCUUAUUUGUGUAGCCAAAACGAGAGGCUCACCUUUGUCACUGAUACGAUCUAAAUAUAACAUUUAUAACAUAUAGGAGAAACUAUCUACUUUAUUACUUCUGUUCACAAAACGUUAAGCCGGUUCCUGCGAGAGAAAUGUUCCUCUCUACACACCUAUCUCUCUUCAAUGGCUAUAACUAGAUACGAAAUUAAAGAAGCCGCGCGAAUCUUUUUUUAUUGAAUAUGGAUGGCAAAAAUAUUAGAUCAGUUGGUAGCCUAACAAAUACUAUUGAGUUUCUGGCGAGAGGGCUGUUAACUUGCAAUUCCCCCAAGUUUGACUAUAAGGUGAUCUGGGCAGGCCUAGAUCAGUCGGUAGAGCGCUGCCGGACUACAGAGAGUGAAAGAUAUCGCGGUUUUCCGAAGCAGGAUCUUAACAAUGAAUAACCGAGAAAUGAAACAACUGCCGUUUACCCAGAAAAAUGAUUAAACUUUCCCGAGGACGACGAAUGACGACGUGGAAAUGGCAGUAGGGUCUCCAUACCAUAGUAUCGUGAAAAUGUUUUUAUUAUUUUUUUACCCUAACUGUUCUAACUCUUUUUCAGAACACACCGUUGUUAAUCACUACGUUUGCAAUUUUCGGUCUGAUGGUGUCAUUAGCUUGGUUCAAAUACCACAUCGCCUACAAAGUAGACAGCAAAGCCCUAAGAACAGACGGUAAGUCAUAGUCCGUUACGGUACUCCCUUCAGUUGCACUGAGUGGGGUGGGGUGGGGGGGCUUGUCUUCUCUCUUCAGGGCAUUAAUUGCAGAUUUUAUCACUGCUUAUUCGUUGACUUUGCCUCAUAUAAGGGAAUACGGAUUCUGGAAUCCAAGAAAUUUUUGCCUGUGGAAUCCAGAAUCCAGGAAAAUUUGCUUGUGCAAUCCGGAAUCCUGGGCUUUGGAACCUGGAAUACAGCCCAAGGAAUCCGGACUGAUUCACACUAAGGAUUGCAAUCCGGAAUCCACGGUGUGGAAUCCAGAAUCCAAGACUGUCUUUCAAUCCCUUGCAUAUGGCGAUUAACUGUCUUCCUUACUCUUCCCUGCCCUCUCACAGUGUCAGCCUCACCAGUCCCUUAACCCUUAACCCUAUUCAUUUCCUACAGAAGUAGUGGGGAGAAGUUGAUCAAAUAUCAAGCAAAUUCAUCAUGUGUAAUCACGACCACUCUGUUUUACAAAGCAUUGAUAUUACAAGGAGAAAUUUGAUACUGAUCACUCUUAAGGCUUAAAGGGUUAACUUGCUUGCCCUUUUCUUUCCUCACACCGUACGUUACCGAUAACCUGACUAGAGGUAAAAUAAACAACUAACAACUGCAUUUUCCUUUGUAUUUAUUUGCUGCAAAAGUACUGGGAAAAACGCAGAACAUGGUAUUUCCGAGCCCCUAAUUUUAAAAAAUUUUAUGGUAGAGCAUGCUUCCAGACCUCCUAGAUUGGAGCACCUUUCGCGUUCCAACUUUUCUUCUCGUGCUUACACCUUCAAAAUCUCACCCUGCGCCCCUGAGGACUCACGCUAAACUCUAGCUCUAUUUUGUUUAUCCGGGACCGUGUAUCAACGUAACUAUUUAUUAUUUCUUCCAACAGCUUUUAACUCGACAGCAGAGGCCGUGAUGGCUUUUGUAAUGGCCAUGAGUAAUCUCAUCUACGACGAGAAUCCUAACGUCUGGUUUUUAGAUGCUUGUGCUUCUAUCCUUAUUGGUUUUGUUCUAUUUAUUUAUGGCGUCAGGUAG